Messenger RNA from Acipenser ruthenus (sterlet), 7148 nucleotides. Its product is annotated as DNA-binding protein RFX5-like. NCBI's taxonomy places the organism in Eukaryota, Metazoa, Chordata, Actinopteri, Acipenseriformes, Acipenseridae. Gene Ontology annotation, biological process: regulation of transcription by RNA polymerase II. The transcript has 10 exons. The coding region runs from base 149 to 2278 and encodes 709 amino acids. The record is from RefSeq and is a predicted model, not a curated record. Gene Ontology annotation, molecular function: DNA-binding transcription factor activity, RNA polymerase II-specific; RNA polymerase II cis-regulatory region sequence-specific DNA binding.
GUUUGUUCCGUAGCCAGGCAGACACUUCCUUAGCUAUCCAAUCAUAAAAAAAGCGAAAGGGGAUUUUUGCGGUAGUCACUAGAGUGAGUAAGAAUCUCUGGAAGCCCCUCCCUGCGAAGACUAGUUUCCGUAGUGACCAGCUGAUGUCAUGGCGGAGGAUGGCCCCCGGUUGGUGACCUCGAAAAGGGUUGUGCUUACGUCAGAAGAGGAGGAGGAGACAGAACCCAACACACUGCUGCAAAAACUGAAGAGCAAUAUCUCGAAGAAUAUACAGACUAAAGUGGAUUCGAUUCUGCAAGACGUGCAGCGCUUCUCUGAUAAUGACAAGCUGUUCCUGUACCUGCAACUGCCAUCUGGUCCCAGCGCAGGAGAUAAGAGCAGUGAUCUGAGCGCCUUCAACAAUGCAGACCAGCUCCACGCUUGCAGCUGGAUCCGGAGCCACUUGGAGGAGCACACAGACACCUGCCUGCCCAAACAGGACGUGUACGAGUCCUACAAGAGAUACUGUGAUAACCUGCAGUACCGGGCUCUCAGUGCUGCUAACUUCGGGAAGAUCAUCCGGGACGUGUUCCCCAAUAUCAAAGCCAGGAGGCUGGGAGGAAGAGGACAGUCCAAGUAUUGCUACAGCGGGAUCCGGAGGAAGACAGUGCUGAACAUGCCUCUGCUUCCCAGUCUGGACCUCAAGAACGACCCAUCGGAGCUGACGGAGCUGGUGCAGACCUACAACAGCGAGGUGACGGAGGCGGCCUGCUCUCUGAUCUGCGACUGGGCUGAGCGCAUCCUGAAGCGCUCCUUCGACACGGUGGUGGAGAUCGCUCGCUUCCUGAUCCAGGAGCACAUUGUCAACCCUCGCUCCAGCACCGCACACAUCAUCAUGUCUGCCUCUCUCGCUGGAGGUCCCGCCAAACCCCACAAGAUCAUGAAGAAGACCCUGCAGCCCCCCCCAGGCUCUGGAGCCAAAGGAGAGGAGAGCAGCCCUGCAGCACAGAGAGAGAAGGAGAGUGGGGAGAGGUCCACAGCAGGCAAGCAGCUGCCCUCCGAGAAGGGCCCAAAGUCCUCGGACAGCCCCAGGGCUGGGGGCCGCGACUCGCAGGUGGAGGCUGUGAUGAAGCGCUACCCCCAGCUCCUCCCACGCGGACCGGUCCUUCAGGAGACAUGCUGCCUCCGCACCUCCCCUCCGAACAUCACCAUGGCCGCCGCCCCACUCACCCAACAGCAGGGGGCUCUGCCCGUCUUCAACAUGAUCCUGCCCCCCCUCAGCUACCCUGCCCCCGCUGCCCCGAGCAAGGAGAGAGCCAGCAUCUUCAGAAGUCGGGGGGCUCCCAAACGGCCCGCUGAGCCCCCCAGUGGGGACACCCCUAAGAGGAAGAGGGGCCGUCCCCGGAAAGCCAGACCGGAAGACGUGGAGCCGCCCCCUAGAGGAGUCAUCCAAAGAGCCGCGCCGGGGGGGCAGGCGAGUGAGGCCAUUGAGGCUGUGAUCAAGCACGAACCCUCUGCGGAUCUCGCCUCCCUCAAAAGCCAGCCUCCCCCGAGCCUUGCCUCCCCUGAAACCCAGCCUCCCCCGAGCCGAGCCUCCCCCAAAACCCAGCCUCCCCCGAGCCGACCCUCUGCGGAUCUCGCCUCCCUCAAAAGCCAGCCUCCCCCGAGCCUUGCCUCCCCUGAAACCCAGCCUCCCCCGAGCCGAGCCUCCCCCGAAACCCAGCCUCCCCCGAGCCGAGCCUCCCCCGAAACCCCGCCUUUCCCUAGCCGAGCCUCCCCUGAAACCCAGCCUCUCCCGAGCCGAGCCUCCCCCGAAACCCAGCCUCUCCCUAGCCUUGCCUCCCCUGAAACCCAGCCUCUCCCGAGCCGAGCCUCCCCCGAAACCCAGCCUCUCCCGAGCCGAGCGUCUCCCGAAACCCAGCCUCUCCCGAGCCGAGCCUCCCUCGAAAUCCUGCCUUCCACGAGCCUCACCGCCCAGGGGAUGCCCAGAGAGGCGCCACGCGGGAAUCCUGCUGACCAGGCCUGCCAGAGCUGGGAGGAGGGCCGGGGGCUGGUGGAGGUGAUCCGGAGGGCCCCUGCUUAUGCCCCGCAAGUCGCAGGCCCCGGGCCGGAGGUGGGAGAGGCUGUGAAAUCCACAGAGAAGCCAGCCGACAUAUCUCCAUCCUCCAGCAGAGCGGAGUCCCAGCCAGCCAGCCAGAGCCCCAGGCAGAGCGGGACUGGAGAGCGGGGUUCAGAACCCCAGAGCCCUGCCUCGCACCCUGACCCACCCCCAUCCUCCCAGACCCCCAAUCAGGGCUGAGCUGAGCAGCCAGUGCCCAGGGGAGGGGCCGCACUGGACCCCCACUGCUUAACCCUCAAACCAGCUUUAGAAACUAACGCUAGUCCUGCACUCAGUCAUGGCUUUCAGAACUACCCCCGGUUAAGCACACCAGGAAUGGAAAUGACUCCUAUUGUCACCCAUUCCAGGUUUUACUCCCAGCUUGAUAACCCACAGUGUGUCUAGGUGGGUAAUUACAUUAGCAGUCAAACCAGGAAUAGGUGAAACUGCUAUGCAAUGGGAGUCCAUCCCUGUAUACUACUGAAGUGAUGAGUCAGGAAUUGGCUGAUGUUAAACAGUUAUUUUUCCAUCCCUACAGCUGCAUGAACAGCCUCUGAUAGUAACCCAGCAGACUCGCAUGCAUUGUAUUCAUUCUGUGAGGAGAAGUGUGACCAGGUCAUCCAGAGCCGAUUGACCAGAGGCCUGAUUGUUCAGACUCCUGGCACCUGGUCAUGUCAGUAUUGUACCUAAUCAAGGGGAGUUCUGAACCCCAGGACUGGGUGCAGGGCUGGUGUGUUUUUAACCCUGCUCAAACCAUCUGUUCAGGAGUCUACAGAUGCUGGAGUGACAGAGCCACUCACAAUGAUUGCAAACAGCAUUGUAAAGGAAAAGUGACAAAUUGAAAUGCCAUUUGAAAGUAGUUACUCUUCAAUGCAAAUGUCACAGUCUGUGUGCUGUCAGGGUGUAUGGUGAUCAGAUCAGCACCAGAGUCUUAGGGUUAGGGUUAGGGUCAGUCUCUUUUGUACAAAUACUGGAUCCUCUAAAGGUUUGGAGGGAACGCAAUCAAUCAAAAUAAAAUGUUACAUUUGACUUGUGUGUUUGAGACAUGUUUUACUGAAUGCGGCUUCAUGAACUUCAGACCCCUGGACUGCUUUCCUUGCUGCAGCUACACAAACACAGUUUCAUGUUUUUAAUGUUUUGCUUCUUUCAGUGUAAGCUGAGUGCUAUAGCGGUGCACACUUUGUAAUACUCAAAAGACAAGAAAAAUAGACAGUGCUAUUUAUCUACAAAUACUAAAAGGAACUUUCAGUGAACUUUCGACUGGAAGUCUUUCUCAGUGAGAUUAGAUUCGCAGCUCUGCAAGGUUAGGGUACCGUGUGAGGUAAUCAGGGCACACCCACUCCUCUUAAUGGGACCAUUAAGAGACUGUGAUCACAUGGCAGGGGAGUGGUACCAGCAUGGGAUUCGAAACCCACCCCAGCAUUCAACAGACGUCGUGUCAUUGAGCUUACUGGCUUUCUUUUGGCAUUUUUAAAUGUCGUUCAAUUGAGAGUUUAAUAGUUAUGGAUGACAUUAUCUGUUUUUAACAAUCAUGUCAAAUUUGAUCAAGAUGUUUUUAUUCUGGUCGACAGAGGGAGUUGUUUCCCCACAAUGACAACAAAUCUAACCAAAAAGUACCAAUAAUAGCAUUAAUAUUGUUUUUACCAGGAGUAGUGAAAUAGGUAAGUGCAUCGUCGUACCUGCACUUGGGGAUUGCUGAGUGGACACUGGUGUAAGGCCAAACUACAGCUCUGGCCAAAAGCUUAGCAUCAUCUUGAACUGUAGGAUUGAGCAUAUAUGAACUAUAUGAACCUAAUGUGGAUCUUUUAUUUAACAUCAUGUAAUCAAAGAAACUACAAAAUGAUAUUGCAAAAGUCUAGCAGAAGCCAUAAUAGUAGUACAGUAUUUCAUGUUAGAUUUUGAAAAUAUCACAUUUUCUAUUUUAUUUUUUCAGUUUUUUGUUAAGUAUAUGGAAAAGCACAAAGCGGUAUGUAAUUCGUAACAUUGGUCAGCAGGGUUCAUUCCACUUUUUAUAAAGCAUAAUGAGUUGAUUCUGUUGGGCGAGGCCAGAGGUGUACUGCUAAUAGAGUUACCUGCUGGAUUCCACACUGUGAAUGCAGCAUGGGAGGUGCCAUACUAAUGAAUCACUACAUUUGGUUUGCCAUGGCUGUGACCAGGAGGAUUAGUGGCACAGCGAUGGCACAGCAUACCAGGAGUAAUGUAUGUAAGACGCUUGCAUGAUCGUAACUGUAGUACAGGAGAUAGCAUUCUUUUUCUUAAACGUGUUGAGGUCUGCGCAUUGAGCUCAGGAGCUGCUCCUCAGUUCUACUCUGGCGCAUUGAGCUCAGGAGCUGCUCUUCAGUUCUAGCCUGGCACAUUGAGCUCAGGAGCUGCUCCUCAGUUCUAGCCUGGCACAUUGAGCUCAGGAGCUGCUCCUCAGUUCUAGUCUGGCACAUUGAGCUCAGGAGCUGCUCUUCAGUUCUAGCCUGGCACAUUGAGCUCAGAAGCUGCUCUUCAGUUCUAGCCUGGCACAUUGAGCUCAGGAGCUGCUCUUCAGUUCUAGCCUGGCACAUUGAGCUCAGGAGCUGCUCUUCAGUUCUAGCCUGGCACAUUGAGCUCAGGAGCUGCUCCUCAGUUCUAGCCUGGCACAUUAGCUCAGGAGCUGCUCUUCAGUUCUAGCCUGGCGCAUUGCGCUCAGGAGCUGCUCUUCAGUUCUAGCCUGGCACAUUGAGCUCAGGAGCUGCUCUUCAGUUCUAACCUGGCACAUUGAGCUCAGGAGCUGCUCUUCAGUUCUAACCUGGCACAUUGAGCUCAGGAGCUGCUCUUCAGUUCUAGCCUGGCACAUUGAGCUCAGGAGCUGCUCUUCAGUUCUAGCCUGGCACAUUGAGCUCAGGAGCUGCUCUUCAGUUCUAGCCUGGCACAUUGAGCUCAGGAGCUGCUCUUCAGUUCUAGCCUGGCACAUUGAGCUCAGGAGCUGCUCUUCAGUUCUAGCCUGGCACAUUGAGCUCAGGAGCUGCUCCUCAGUUCUAGCCUGGCACAUUGAGCUCAGGAGCUGCUCCUCAGUUCUAGCCUGGCACAUUGAGCUCAGGAGCUGCUCCUCAGUUCUAGCCUGGCACAUUGAGCUCAGGAGCUGCUCCUCAGUUCUAGUCUGGCACAUUGAGCUCAGGAGCUGCUCUUCAGUUCUAGCCUGGCACAUUGAGCUCAGAAGCUGCUCUUCAGUUCUAGCCUGGCACAUUGAGCUCAGGAGCUGCUCUUCAGUUCUAGCCUGGCACAUUGAGCUCAGGAGCUGCUCUUCAGUUCUAGCCUGGCACAUUGAGCUCAGGAGCUGCUCCUCAGUUCUAGCCUGGCACAUUAGCUCAGGAGCUGCUCUUCAGUUCUAGCCUGGCGCAUUGCGCUCAGGAGCUGCUCUUCAGUUCUAGCCUGGCACAUUGAGCUCAGGAGCUGCUCUUCAGUUCUAACCUGGCACAUUGAGCUCAGGAGCUGCUCUUCAGUUCUAGUCUGGCACAUUGAGCUCAGGAGCUGCUCCUCAGUUCUAGCCUGGCACAUUGAGCUCAGGAGCUGCUCCUCAGUUCUAGCCUGGCACAGACACAGACAGUGUCUUUAUAUUAGUAAGCGCCAUCUAGUGCACAGCUCGCGUAUUGCCAGCCAUACACAAAAGGAUCACUAGGUGGCGCUGGCUCAUCAGUAAAGACACUUUGAUCUAGCCUGUGUUGCAUGUCUAUGUCAGGGCCGCUCCUGAGCUCAGGGGAACACACUGUUUAACAGAGUCCCCGAAACACAUCAUCUGAGUAACUGUAAGUAUAAGAACCACUCUGAACGACUGCAACCAGCAUGAAAAACAGAAGAGUAAAAAACAAUGCAAUGUGAAUCGACUUAAAAGUAAUCGCUACAGAUUUAUAAUGAAUUUAAAUAAAAUAUAAAAAAAAAAAGAAAAAAAAAAGAUUCCACUGGCAUGUCUAUAAAUCUUCUGUUGCCAUAAUGUGAAUGCAGUACCAAACGGUGCUUUGUAUUUCAAAAAUAUAUAUGAAACAUUAAAUUAUUAUACAAUUAUUAUUAUUAUUAUUAUUAUUAUUAUUAUUAUUAUUAUUUGAUCAUUCUUUUUGAGAAGAAGAAUAAAACUUACUGUGAUAAUCCCACUCUUCUGGGUUAUGGUUCUUUUGUAAUGGAACCUGUUCUACCUGAACGGACUGGAAUAUGAUCUGUCCUUGUGGGUGAACUAUUCUGAGCUGACUAGCAGAAUACAGGGCUGGAGCCAUGUAGCCGGCCUGUGAAACCAGUACAGAACACAAAGGACUCACACUCGCACUGAGGGGUUGCUUCCAUCACCCUGAACUCAGAAGCAACGCCUCGGACUUUCAGUGCGUUUUUUUCCAUCAAACCACCGCUCGCUAAUAAUAAGUGUUUGGUGAAAUUCAGGGGGGCUCUCAGCAGUGCUGUAAAAUGCUCUAAAAAUCCAGCUGUGGCUGAUCAGGGUGUAGACUGAUCAAAUCAACCCCCUGUGCUCCAACAGCCUCGGGAAAGCAUGGCUAAAUUCAUCAAGUUUGCACAGUGAAUGUACUGCCUCAUGUACUGGUAAUCCUGUCGUGUGUUACUCGAAACGGAAACAGUGGCAUAUGUAGCAAUACUGCAAUACAGGUAUAUUACCAUUCUGUGAUAAGCGAGUAGAAGUCUAAUAUACCUUAAGCUGACCCAGCCCUGGAUUAAAUCAAAAUCAUGGCAGUGCCUUAACCAUGGCUAUAGCGCCGCCAUAACCACUGAUUUAAUACACUCCUCGGAAACUAAAACAAGACAAAGAGCUUUCUCCUGGUUUAAAAAAAACACAAAAACAUGACUGACUCGUUUUCUGAAUUGCAUUGUCUUUUGAUUUAGGUUUUUGUUGGAAGUAAAGUGUCUUGCACCUUUUGCUAACAGUUUUUUUUUUAAUGCUUGUAAAGAAAUCUGAUGUACUACCUUCUGCACUAGUAUUUGUGUGAUGUACUAACCUAUGUACUAAUAGUCAUGUGAUCUACUAAGUUAAAUGUGUUUGUUUUUUUUACGUUGCAUUGCUACCAAAACAUAUUUUUUUCAAAUAAAGGAUUGUGACUGUUUUCAU